GAUUAAUAAAAUAACUAAAUAAAAGUAAUAUAUAUAUAUUUUAAUUCGUUUAAUGUGUCACGCGUUUGUGUGAACUCAUAUAAUCAUAACCUAACAACGAUAACAGUAAACAAUAUUUUAAACAAAUUUUUUAACAUAUUUUGAGAUCGUUAAUUUUUAAUGCUAUAAUAAAACUUUGUUACGAUGAAUUUACCACGUAUAUUAAUAGUAAGUACUGAAAAGGGGAAAGCAAACGAAAUUGCUACAAAUGUGGGAGCUGAAAGGUUGUCUAACCAGGAUCAUUUUGAAUAUUAUUUAUGGAACAUACAAAACAAGUAUUACAAAACACAAGUAUUAAUAUGUGUUACUGAGAAUCCUUCGUCAGACAUCUCAGUUGAUGGGGUAGAGGCUCUUAUUAUACAUCAUGAUCCUCAAGCAGAAAAUGCAGAGCAAAAUUUAAAACAGUGGUCAUCAUUAAUUACUUCUUUAGCUGAAGCAGAAGUAUUAUUAUUUUCUUGUAACUUUAUAACAGAUGUUGUUAUUAGAGACAAAGUGAUAAAAUGGUGUCUACAAAACAAGUUUGAAUUAAUUGAAUUCAAUAGACCCGAUGUAGAUGCUUCAGAGGCUGAUUCAGAAUAUAAUAAAUAUGGUAUCGAAAGGAUUAUUGAAGCUUUACAUGCUCAUAUGUGGCCUAAUAUGAUACUCAAAGGAAAACCAUCAAGCAUAGAUGAACGAAACAAUGAUAUAAAUGAAGUUGAAGAACAGUUUGAAAAUAUUGAAUUGAAUCAGGAGUCAACAGAAACAUUACCAAUGGAGAACAUGCUAGAUGGUAUUAUGGGAGAUGAAAAUGCGGACUUUGGUGAAUUGUUCAGUCACUUAAGAGCUAUGAAGGAGCAUGCAGCAUCAUUGCCAACUAAUCAAAGACGAAUAGCAGCUGAACAAUUAGUCACUGCUUUCUGGAAAGCAAUGGGUGGUGAUCCAUCAGAAAUGGAAGAUUAAUUUGUAUGCAUCUAUAUAGAUACAUGUUAGAAACAUAAUUAUUUACAACACCUUUUUGAUGUUAGUUUUUAAAGUAAAAUGAUAAGGAAAUUCAUUAUCACAGCAGAAUCACGAAACGUUUCAAACUACAUUUCAAUAAAACUAUAAAAGUAGCAUAAGAAUAAAAUGGGAAGAUGUAGUGUUGCAUGUAUUCAAUGUACUUCAAUUUUGCAUCGAAAUUUUAUAGUAAAACUUUGUAUGAUUUCUUCUACAAACGUUUGGAUAAAUUUCACGUUUCAUUAUUAUAUUUAUU
Megachile rotundata (alfalfa leafcutting bee) is the source of this 1270-nucleotide messenger RNA. Its product is annotated as alpha- and gamma-adaptin-binding protein p34. NCBI's taxonomy places the organism in Eukaryota, Metazoa, Arthropoda, Insecta, Hymenoptera, Megachilidae. The record is from RefSeq and is a predicted model, not a curated record.